GCCCUUGCAAAUAAUACUGUUUGUUAUGCGCUCAUACUUCCGGUUGUAAACAUCCGCCUGAGCAAAAGUACGUGAUCCCUGUGAUAGCCUCCCAAUGUUAGGCCAGUAGGUAGACUGGCGUGAUGUUCGACACAGGUGGAAUAUUUGUUUCACUAACUACCAAUAGACAACUAAAAUUUGUAUAGAAUGGUCAGAACAAUGGUUUCUGGCUGCUGCGGACAGGUGUGGCAACAUUUUGACAUGGACCAGUAGACUUGAACAAGUGGUGAGCUGCAAGGGAGGAUCAUGAAGCCACCUUUGACUGUAGAGGCAAAGGUGGCCGAGGAACUUCGAACAUGGCUAGCCUCCGAGCUGGAACAGCUAGAUGCUUCAAAUACCAAUCAAUUUGCUCAUCACGUGGUCACGAUCCUCCUUCAUGAGGAUCUGGACAUUGAAGAUGAGCCACUCUCCACUGGUGAUGACUUUCUGAAGGACAUCUACAACAUAAAGCAAGGCAAGACUAGAGAGAAGCAGAAGAAGGCUGCUGUUCAAUUCCUGAGAGGUGCUGUUUGCUGUGAUGAUCCUAUGGAAGCAGAGAUUCGGGAGGUGGUGGAUGAACUGAUGGUUAAAAUUGAAGAGACUAAGCUGAAGAUGAACACAAAGAAGGCUUUGAAAAGAAGUCUCUUAGUACCCAUCGCCAUUAAUAUUGAAGAACCUGGGAAGCAAGCUUGCAUGAAGAGCGACAGCAGCGAGGAAAGGUACAAUGAAGCCUUCCCGUCCUUGUCAGGAGAAGAUUCACCCUGCAAAGAUGGACUUGGUAGUGUAAAUGGCAACACGUCAGUUUGGAAUUGUGUACCGUCUGGGAAGGAGAAUGUCAAAGUGAAGAUCAAAAGAAGCGCAAGUCAACCGAAAGGGCAGCGGACAUCACUCUGGUUCAGCAGUCGAGAUGAAGCUCAUGCAUGUUCAGUGGCCUUAAGGGUUGCUUCCACAGUCAUUGCAGAUUCCUCCCCAGCCCUUCCAGAAGCAGCAGAAGUACUGCCUGUGUCGUCCACAUCAGCUUCUGUCUUUGAGUCUCCUCGCUGCUGGAAGUCUGCUUUCACCCCGAUCUCAUUGACCAAGAUUUUUCAUCCCAUUGCUACUUCUUUGGUGCCACGUAUGACGAAGCAGGGUUGUUCUGUCAAAGCCAAGUUAUUCUCCCCUGUCAUCCUUGAUGAAAUUUGUAAUGAUGGCAAAAUCCCCAAGGAUACCGCAUGCAGUUGUCAGCAAUCAAAAAGUAAAGUAGGGAAUCCAUUUAUUCCAAUCCUGGACCUUGAAACACGAUGGGAAUUAGAGAGCUCUUAUGCAAUUACUGACAGUGACAUUGAGGUUGAUAUGAUAUUACAUUAUGCCCGGCAAAGGGAAAAGCAGAGCAAAAAGAAGGCAGCAAAAAAAGUGAACGAGGACUCUCUUAAUGUUCAUACAGAGUAUUCCAAGAGGGUAAAGACCUUCCCUGAUCACUACGGUAACUUCUGGCAAAAAAUGCACGACUGUGGACUAAUUGUUUUGUAUCCUGUCUUAGAGAAAGGAGAAAGCAGGGAAGACAAAGCCAUAGGCAGAGGUAGCCCAGACAGUGAGAGUGAUGAUGCUGUGCCAAGCUGGAGCAUUAGUAGCAGCAACACUGAGGAUACUUUUGAUCUGGUCGUUCCUUUUUAUCCAGAAGGCCACCUUGAUGAAGACGAUCCAACGCUCUCGGACUGUAGCCCUCCUUAUGACCAGCAGGAUGAGCUGGAUUGUAUCCCCAGUCUCCCUCUGUUCACUCACGAGGACAAGAUUGUCUCUCCGAUCAAGACUUUUGAUGAUGACCUCUAUUUCCCUUCUGGUGCAGCUCAAUGUGGUCAGACUUUAGGUUGCAGUAACUGUGUAGACUCUGAAUUUGACCUUAUAGGGUUGCAUCGACUCUAUAAUCAAUGUUCAGAUACAGAGAUAAGUAUAUAUUCAGAGUCUGAAUCGAACAGUAAAAGAAUAGACAAUCAGUUUUGGUGCUCAAACAGUGGUCAAGAGGACUUCCUUCAGCCUUGGGAGUGUCUCUGGUCUGCAAAUGCUUGGGACAAUAUUCAGCAGGACCUUGUUAUGGACAUGAAGUUUCAGAGCAUAUCUCGAAAGAUGGCACACUUUGACAACCUCUUAAGGCCCUCUCUGCUUUCUUCAUGUCUGAGCUCAGAGGUUGACCAGUUACUUCAGAGGGCCUUUGUCAACUCAUUAUUCUCUGGUGAUAUUUUUGGGACGACACACUUACAGGAAGCCGAACCCGUUUUUCAGUGCUCUGAAGUGGAACAGUAUUUGUACUCAAGUCAACGCGGUUCGUUUUUUGGAGGGUUUGCAGAGAGAGACUUAAUUCGUGGUCAGACUUGCUCUGGCUGGCUGGAAAACAACUGUCGCUUAGGUUCUCAGUGCCCCUUUUCUCAUCCAAGUAUAUGAAGCUGGACCCUAGACCUUGCCUGCAGUGCUCAAAGAUCUGAGUCCUCAUUUCUUUUUUGCUGAAUAAAAUUUCAACCUGGAGAACGUUGAAAAAAGAAUGCUCAUCACUCGUGGAACUACUUGCCUGUGUAAAGGAUGCAGCAAGUAAAUACACUUGCUGAAAAUACUUAAUUAAAAAUUGUUUGUUGUUAAUGUCUAUUAUCCUCUGUCCUUUCUUCAACAUGCAAAACAUUUCCAGAUCUUGUAUAAGAGAAGACAAAAAAAAUUGAAAUCUCAAUUGAUCUUCCAAGUUGAAUGUGAUCAGUGUUGGCUCUAAAUGGUAGAGGUUCAGAGAAAGAGCAUAGAAUUGGCAUGACAGGUUUAUUUGCUACUUUUCAGAACGUACAUGCUGGUUGUGUGCUUUUCUCUGAGAAAAAUUUUCAAUGUUGUCUAUUGAACAUGUUUAUUUUUCUGGCUUCGGGAACAUAUUCAGCAAAUUAGAAUGGUAUAAUUCAUAUGAUAUGGAUUGCUGCUGUAAAAUCACUUUCUUGAAUUGCAAAUGAGACUGAACAGAUUUAAAGCAAAAGAUAGAGAAUGACGUGGUAUUUCCCAAGGGAACGAUCGCUAUAGCUUUAAAAUAAGUUUGUCAUAGAAUGACAGUAGCAUAACGUAUUUUGAGUUGAACCGUACCUGAUUCUAUUUAAUAAUAUACUGUCUGGCUAUUAGGUAGUUGCUAGAUUUAUGGUUCUUUAAAUUUUUUGUGUGCUUAUGUUUAUAUCUUAACACAUAGUAUUGUCAGCUUAGACUGGUACAGUAAAUAAUUGGUGUGUGUAAGAAGUAUCAUUGAACGUGUGAACAGCACAUUUCAUUUUUGUUAAGGUAAGGUAUAUUAAGCUUUGAAUCAGAGUUUUCCAUUCAUUUGCCCCAGUGUCAGCUUUAAAUUAAUUCACAUGAAAGCUUUGUUCCUUGAUAUUCUCUUGUAAAGUUGUAAAGCAACUUUAUCAUUCCAUUUCUCUUUGACAGUCUUACACACGUUCAUAAAUAAUUGUAGUAGUCUUGACGUGUUUGGUUUCUCUAGUGCUCUGAGUUGUAGUCUGUGGUCUUCAUUAUGGUUCUUUUUGGCUGGGGGCAGUUACAUUUGUGUUUUAUUAGCCGUUUGAUAGAAAUAUUACACUCUACAUUUUCAAUGUAUUUAUCUUUGAACAGUUUGGAAAGUCUAAAUAUGUUCACAUACAGUGACCAUAUUUAGUGGGACUGGAUAAUUUUUUCCAAAAAAAAAAUGUUGAAAGGUGUUUUGGAGGAAAAUAUUGCACUAACACAGAAACAGCAAUAUAUGUGUUUGUCUUCUUCAGAAAUCUGAACUGUUUAAUAUCUAGUCAUGUGUGAUUUUUGUCCCCCUUCAAACUGACAGCAUUUUCAUGUAUGUUCAUCUGGUCAGACCUGAGAAACCUAUCAGUCGUGCUGUGGUCAUCAGACAAGACCUUGUGAUGGUGUAUAUGACUCUGAAGUUUGGUUGAAUGUGUGCUUGUUUUGAGGAAGUCCAGGCACUCAAUUGUCUAUAUUACCACAAUGUAUUCCGGACUAGUUUUGAAUUAUAUCUGUUCAUGUAGCUCUACUCCACUGGAAGGUGAAUGUGAUCUCUUGGGUUGGGAUUGAGGGGGAUAUGAAAGGAACAUUUUGUUAUGUUAUAUAUUGGGGGGACAAUUUGUUCUUCCUGGACUCUGUUGAAGUCAAAAGAUUGCUUGAUAGAAUAAGUUUUGAAAUGAAGUUUUGUCCCUUUUCUGAACUUCCUUUGGGACGUAUUUCUGAAAAAGUCUUUAUGUUAGUAGUUAUUAGUUUUGGAAGUUGCCAUCUUUCCUUUGUAAGGAAAAAAAAUCAGAUAUAUUGCUGUGUCAUCAUUAUGAUUAUUGCCUGAACUGAUGAAAUCUCUGCUCUUGACAAGAUGGUGAGGCUAAAGGAAAAAUAAGCAAGCAGCUAAUGUUGGUUUGAACUCUCAUAUCCUCAGUGAGCGUUCAUUCUUACAUUUUUUCAGUUGCGAGCUAGAGAAGUGAAGAAGAGUGUCUACGCUGCACAUAUCUGUGAUAAUCAUCAAUAAGUCAUUGUGAAUAGCUCAGAAUUUUCACCCAAUUUGAACAAAAAUUGUUCAUUUGCUAUGGAGAAGAGAGUUGCUGAAUGUAUGCCUUUUUGCCAUAUUGUUCGUUAGAAGGAUAGUGAUUGUCUGAGUAGAAUGUAUUCACCAUAAGUAUGAAUUCUCAAUCAAAAAGUUCUCCUGUGUGAAUGAUAUUACAUUUUUGCCGAAAAGUGCCUGAUACUAUCAUGUAUUUGGGUUCGGGCAAAUCAUGUUUUGUAAUGCUUCACUGUAAACUGUUGCCCUUACACCCUGUGCCCAUUGUGUAUAUCAUGUGUCUGUGGAUUUAAUAUGAAAAUUUAAAAAAAAAAAAGUAACAAAAAGGGAUGGGAAAAGAGGUCACUAAGCCUUGGCCUCAGAACAUUGAAAACAAUGCCUUUACGUUGUGGGGACGAUAUUUAUAGAGGCUGUGAUUUGAUGUGUUGUUUUUGCAUUGACUUUUUUUGGUGAAAAAGUACCUUCUCUACCGUGGUGCAGCAGCUUUUUUUUUGUGUUUUUCAUCAAGACAUUCGUUCAGUGACUGCCUGUAUGCUCUUAAAGACUAGCCAGUUGUUCUUAAAAGUCUUUCUUUUCAUAAGUUUUGUCUCUAAAAGUCUUACUCUUACCUGUUGACUUUGAAGUCAUUGGUACAGCAAGGCUAAAAAUUUUCUAGUGUGGGGCCAAGGCUUAUGAUUUUUAAACCUGUGAAAAAAAAGUUCUGUACAGCUGUAUCCAGCAAUGGUGAAAAUUACUGGUCUAUUUAUUGUGUGAAUGGUCUGAUAUGAGAGGAAUGCAAGGUAUGAUAAUGAAGUGUUUGAAAGUGUAUAAAUACAGGAUUUUCUGAAUGGGAAUAUGUAAUCAACAUUUUCUAUUUACCAUUUUGUCUCAAAGUUGCCUCAGAUGUAAUUACAGGUGAGCAAUAUGGGAGGUGUACAUGGGAUUUAUGUGUGUAGAAGAUAUGGAUUACUUGUGCAAUAGAACAACAAAUGCCUUGUGACAAUAACAUGUCUGCAGUAUUUAUGCCCGAACAUAUGUUUAAAAAAGGGUGAUGCAACAUGCAACAUGCUGGCAUUUGGAUUUUUAUACGUUUUGUCAUAUUUUGUCGUAUGGACAUCAUGAGGAAGCUUUGAAAGAGAAGCAGUUUUAAAACAAAAGGUUCCUUACUUUUAAGUAAGUCUGGUAUAUGAAGGGUGUUUUUAUUUGUUUACGCAUUACACCCUUUGAGAAGCCCUCUUGCAGGGUUUAUAAAAUUACUAAGAAUGAAAUUGAAUUGAGCAGAAGUUGUAGCGUUUAUGCUGUGCCUCAAAAUUUCUUUUAGCAGAUGAACUGAAAAUAGUGAAAGUUUAAAGUUUCGAGAUGUAAACAAUUGUUUAAUUUGAAAACUUUUGAGAAUGAGGAUCAUUUGGCUGAAAAAUGAAAUGUUUUAUCUUUUUUUACCACCCUGAAGAAGGCAGUUCAACAGAAUGGUGGAAAGAAAAAGAAAACUUUCAAGAUAUAUGCAAUUUUUUUAUCUCCAUGUAGUAUUUUCCUAAAGCCCUGUAAAUUUUUAAAAAUGUUUUGAAAUGUUGAAAAAUAGAAUUUCUCUUCGUAUCAAAAACUCUUCAUUGUCCUCAUUGGUUUUAGCCAUUUUAAGAGGCAUUGGAAACUAGAAUGACUGAAGAUGAGGAAGAGACUCAUCUAUAAUAAACAUUGUUUUUCCAAGAUAUUUUUAAAUAUUAAGAAAGAGAAUUUAAGAAACUAGUUUCAUCUGUUGAAAUAGCUUUAUUGGAAAAUGUUUUCCCUCACACUCACCUUUUUUUCUGUUGUUCCCUGACCAAAGGGACAUACAUCAGUCUUUUAAGCUCACAGGGUGAGAGAGAAUUUACCAGCUAGUUUCCUUUUCGUAUUACCAAGGGUGGAGUUUCGAAGAAUGGAAACAUAGCAUGUGCAGACUUUGGAAUCUAGGUUGAAUGUUGAAUGUUGUAAUCCAUGUCUAAUGCUGGUUGAUUCCUGUUACUGAAGGAAUGUUGGUGUUGGUGCCUAACUCGGUUCUAUUUUAUUUAUUGAGAAACUUCUUUAUUCUUGCAGACUUACUAUAAGUCCAUUAUUUUUCUUACCCUGUCAAGACACAUAAUGUGUUAAAGCUUUUGGUCACCAACAGAAGAACAGUUCUUCUCUUUCAUUUUUGGUUCUUUUAGAAAGAUCUGAUUACAAAUUUUUUUGGUGCUGAACUCAGCCUGUCGCUCAUGCGCACAGCAAUGAAGUUAUAUCAUGUAUAACCUACAAGAUAGUCUGUGCAUUCAAUUUUAAAGGUUUACCCCAUUGUGGAAUAAUGGUGUUUUCAUAUAUGGCAAAGAUGGGAGGUAUUUCUGAAAUGUUUCUUUUAUCUGUGACAUGUAGGGACUACUCCGUGCUCCCAUGGGUCUGUGAGUAAAGGGGAGUGACCCCUUAGUGUGGGUGGGCUUUCGCUCCAGCUGUGCGGUUAAAGUUGGUCAAGACCGCAGGGAUGUGAAUUUUGAGAACAUUCUUAAAAAAGGAAGAUCAGUUUCAUGACUGGACCCACAUGUGAAGAUAAGUUGCCUUUCUUUUUUUGUUGACAUUUUCUUUUUCCUCCAAAAUUGAAAUUUUAGGACAAUUUCCGGUUAAAGCUAGCCCAUCUUGCCAUGGUCAUUGUGACGGAAAUCAAGAAUUCAUCUGAAAUGAAGGCACUUCCUUUUGUUGCUUAUGACUUGGAAUUACAUGACACUGUAAUAUUGUUCUAAGUUAUAUCCUAAUCUAUAGAGAGAGGGCAAAAACUUUUGCACUUGUCUAAAAAAAA
This is a messenger RNA of Aplysia californica (California sea hare), 7319 nucleotides long. RefSeq lists its product as uncharacterized. Gene Ontology annotation, molecular function: metal ion binding. The coding region runs from base 286 to 2436 and encodes 716 amino acids. The transcript is spliced from 11 exons. NCBI's taxonomy places the organism in Eukaryota, Metazoa, Mollusca, Gastropoda, Aplysiida, Aplysiidae. The record is from RefSeq and is a predicted model, not a curated record.